AUGCUAAUCUGCUUUGAUAAGUUUGCUUUUGCUUCCAUUUUAACAAGUGUGGUGAAUAAUAAUUGGCCCAAUAAUACCUUUAGGCACUGUCUAUGGAUUUUGGGAAAUGAAAGAACCCUGUGUAAUAGUGAAUCUGAUUGGGAAGCCUUAGUCCGUGAUGCUAAGAAUCGCCAAUGUUUCUUUAAUGCCGAUGAAGAUCAUGAUUUGACCAAAGCAAUAUUGGAUGUGAAGAAAGAGUUUGAACAAUUUGACGAUUUGUUCAAUGGGGAUAGCAUACUUUUCAGAAGUGCUAGGUGGAAGGUUUCUUUCAGUGAUAACUUUCUGAAGUCAUUUAAAAAACUGAAGUAUGUACAAACAAAGAAAUUAGUUAUACACCUUCUAGUUAAACUUUCUAGCGGAUGGAGACCCAAGAGGAAGCAUUUAGAUCCCAUAUGUGGAGGUUCUUCACAGACUUUACAGCAAUUUAAGGUUAAAGGUCUUUAUGUUGUUUGUGCAAAUGAUAUAGCAAAAGAUCGGAGUGACGUGGUGACAGAAUUUAGGAAUUUGGAAGUUCCAAAGAGUUGGUCAUGUUCUUCUGAUAUUGUUAGGAUGAAGAAUCUUGAUAGCAGGGAAAAUGAGAUCGAUUUAAGUGGUUCUAAUUCUGAUGGUAGAAGUUAUGUUGAGAAUGUACAGGUUAGUGAGAGUUUGAUGCUGAUGAAAUUCUACUCCUUAUCAUCAGGUGUAGUUGGCCACUUGCUUUCUAAUCAUGAUGCUGUUGAAUUGGAUCUUCCAUUUGACGUAACUGAACAAGAGUUGGAUAUAAUCCUUUUUCCUAGAAGUACCUUUAUACUUGGCCGAUCAGGUACUGGGAAAACAACUGUUUUGACUAUGAAGUUAUUUCAAAAAGAAAAGCUACACCAUAUGGCAAAAGACUUAUUCUAUGGUGUCAAGAGCGAUAGACUUGUGCAUAGUCAGGAAAAGGAAGCCGAGGAGACUAUUGCAGAAAAAGAGCGUGCCGUACUGCGCCAGCUUUUUGUGACAGUCAAUCAUAAACUGUGUUAUGCUGUCAAACAACACGUUUCUCAUUUGAAAAGCUUUGCCUGUGGUGGUAAUUUUUCAAAAGGAAGCAGUUCAAUUGAUUUUGAUGGUUUUGAUGAUGCAGCUCAAUUCAAGGAUAUCCCAGAUACUUUUGUUGAUGUUCCACCCAAGGCAUACCCUCUUGUCAUUACAUUUCAUGAUUUUCUGAUAAUGCUUGAUGGAACUGUGGGUAAUUCAUACUUUGAAAGAUUCCAUGAAGUAAGGGAACAUUCUCUUGGUAAGGUUCGUGGUGGAUCAGUUGCCUUACAGACAUUUAUAAGGAAGAAAGAAGUUGAUUAUGAAAGGUUUAGUUCAUCAUACUGGCCUCAUUUCAAUGACCAGCAGACAAAGAAUCUUGACUCUUCAAGAGUUUUUACAGAGAUUAUUUCUCAUAUAAAAGGUGACCCACAAGCUCUAGAGCCAGGUGAUGGUAUACUCAGUGGUGAAAACUAUGUUUCAUUAUCAAAGGGCCGAGUGUCCAGUUUAAAUAAACAGAAGAGAAAGAUAAUAUAUGAAGUCUUUCAAAAGUAUGAAAAAAUGAAGGUUAAAAAUGGUGACUUUGAUAUGGCUGAUCUUGUAAUUGAUCUUCAUUGUCGAUUGAGAGUUGAAAGAUACAAGGGUGAUGAAAUUGAUUUUGUAUAUGUGGAUGAGGUGCAGGAUCUCACAUUGAGCCAAAUUGCACUAUUCAAAUAUAUCUGCAGAAAUGUAGAAGAAGGUUUUGUUUUCUCUGGUGACACUGCACAAACAAUUGCAAGAGGAAUCGAUUUUAGAUUCCAGGAUAUACGAUCUCUGUUCUACAAAAAGUUUCUACUGGAAUCUAAAAGCUGUGGACAUGAUAAAAGAAAAGAGAAAGGGAUAAUCUCAGAUAUUUUCCAUUUGAGCCAGAAUUUCCGUACUCAUGACGGAGUUCUUAAACUAUCGCAGAGUGUUAUUGAACUUCUUUAUCAUUUCUUUCCCCAAUCUAUUGAUGUUUUGCAGCCUGAGACUAGUCUUAUAUAUGGUGAAGCUCCAAUCUUGCUUGGAUCAGGGAACAAUCAAAACACAAUCAUUACUAUUUUCGGAAAUAGUGGAAAAGCUGGAAAGAGCAUUGUUGGCUUUGGUGCAGAGCAGGUAAUAUUGGUACGGGAUGAUCAUGUUCGGAAGGAAAUUACCAAUUAUGUUGGGAAGCAAGCUCUUGUUCUAACUAUUGUGGAAUGCAAGGGCCUUGAGUUUCAGGAUGUAUUGUUGUACAACUUUUUUGGCUCAUCACCUCUGAAAAAUCAUUGGAGGGUGAUAUAUAAAUAUAUGGAGGAACAAGGUUUACUCAACUCAACUUCUCUCUCUUUCCCAAGUUUCAAUGAGGCUAAACACAAUGUCUUGUGCUCAGAACUGAAGCAACUUUAUGUGGCUGUCACUCGUACGAGGCAGAGGUUGUGGAUCUGUGAGAAUGUAGAGGAAUUCUGCAGACCUAUGUUUGACUAUUGGAAGAAAAAGUGUCUUGUCCAAGUCAAACAGCUAGAUGACUCACUUGCUCAGGAAAUGCAAGUUGCCAGCAGCCCAGAGGAGUGGAGGUUGCGGGGAAUCAAUUUGUAUCAAGAGUGUAACUAUGAAGCGGCAAUAAUGUGCUUUGAGAGAGCUGGAGAUACUUAUUGGGAAAGAAGGUCUAAGGCUUAUGCCCUCAGAGUGACUGCUGACCGCACGCGCCAUUCAAAUCCUAAAGCGGCAAAUGAGAUCCUUAGGGAAGCUGCAGAAAUAUUUGAAGACGUAGGCAUGGCUGAUUCUGCGGCCCAAUGUUUCUCUGAUUUGGGGGAGUAUGAAAGAGCUGGGUGGCUUUAUUUGAAAAAAUGUGGCGAGCCUGAGCUGAAAAAAGCUGGGGAAUGCUUUUCUCUAGCCGGAUGCUACGAACUUGCUGCUAAUGUGUAUGCUAGGGGAUAUUUUUUCUCACACUGUAUGAAAGUUUGCACCAAAGGAAAAUUAUUUGACAUGGGUUUUCAGUACAUUCAGGAUUGGAAACAACAUGCAACUACAGAUUCAGGUGUGGUUAGAAUGGGAAAAGAAAUAGACAAAAUUGAACAAGAGUUUCUAGAGAGUUGUGCUCUUCAUCAUUAUAAGCUUAAGGAUAGCAGAUCCAUGAUGAAAUUUGUUAAAGCUUUUCAAUCCAUAGAUUUGAUGCGCAAGUUCUUGAAGUCUCGUGGUUGUCUUGAUGAGCUUCUAUUGUUGGAAGAAGAAUCGGGAAACUUCUUGGAGGCUGCAAACAUAGCGAGGCAGAGAGGGAAGAUUCUACAUGAAGCUGAUCUCCUAGGGAAGGCUAGGAAUUUCACAGAAGCAUCCUUGUUAAUUCUUUUCUAUGUUCUGUCCAACUCACUUUGGGAACCUGGAAGCAAAGGUUGGCCGUUAAAGCAGUUUACACAGAAGCAAAAGCUUUUAGCAAAAGCCAGGACAUUUGCAAAGAAUGGGUCUGAAAACUUUUUUGCGUUUGUUUGUACUGAGGCUGAUAUUUUAUCAAAUGAGCAGAGUAACUUGUCCAUGAUAGAAAAUUAUUUGAAUGCAGCUCAGAGACAUAAGAGUGUUGGAGGUGAAAUAAUAUGUGCUCGAAAAGUUCUAGAUGCUCAUCUUCAUUCAAACUCCUCAAAGUAUGUAUGGGAAGAUAAUUUUGUUUUCGAUAUGAUAAAGCAUUCGGAACAGAAGAUCGCUACAAAUCAGAUUUCUUUAGAAACAUUGGUUUUCUUUUGGAAUCUUUGGAAAGAUAAGAUUGUGAACAUUAUUAAUUACCUCAGAUGUGCUGAAACCCAAGAUGUUAAUGAAUAUGGUCCAUAUGGAGAUUUCUGCUUGAAUUACUUUGGAGUACGGAAGCAGUUUCAUAAUGAUAAUGUCAUCUAUCUUUUGCUCAACUCUGAUGCUGAUUGGGUGAGCCAAUUGGAUAAUAGAUUCCUUCGUCAGAACAGGAAGGUGGUUUCUAUCAAUUUUCACCAGUUUGUUUCAACUGCUCAAAGUUAUUGGUGUUCAGAAUUACUUUCUGUUGGUAUGAAGGUUUUAGACAGUGUCAAAGCCCUUUAUGAUUUGUCAUUAAAGAUUUCUCUCUCCAUCUUCUGCCAAAGCAUAUCUCUUACUCGUAUCUAUGAGGUUGCAAAGUCUCUUUUGGAAUCCCAAUAUCUGGACCUCAAGUUCCAUGAUAAUAAGGCAUUGUGGCAAUAUGUUGAACUUUCCACUAAUAUCUUUGGCUACAUAUUUCCUCUGGACUGGCAGAAAUCAUUGGCAGAGAACAUGUUUUCUUUGAGAGGAACUGAGGUUAUGAAGAAUUUACUAAAACAAGUCAUAUGUAAGAACAUCGGCUCAAAGGGUAGGCUGACUUACGGGAAAAUUGGAAGAGUUGUAAUGGUAAUUCUUGGAUUGGGUAAGCUUGACAAUGAUUUAUGUACGGAGAUUUUGGAUAGGUUUGGUGGGAUUGACAAUAAUCCGCCCUGGAAGACCUUCAUUCAAACUCUCUUCGUGAAUAUGGGAUCAAAAUUUCUACAUGCUACCGUACCUGACAAUAGAUGUGAAUCUCAAAGAGUGUUAUCCCUUCUGCUGACGCUCAAAGAAGCUUUGGUAAAUACUUACAAAGCAGACAGGAUGAAUGAAGAGGACUAUAUGUCACCUGGUUGUUUUUUGUAUCUUGUUGAGCGCCUACUGAUUUUGGCGUCGUACUCCCAGGGUUACUUUAUCACUUCAAAGUCUUCUUUUGUUGAAUGGUUUAUCUACCAAGAGGGAGAUACCAGCCCAGAUUCCACUUCAGUGGGUGAACUGCAACCAUUGCUUGAAUUGUUUAUCAAUGAAGUUGUUAUGCCACUUAUUGACAAUAAGGAGGAUACAAUGAAAUGGAUCGAAAUGUCUGGCAUAAAUGCGAAAGACUACUAUCCACUGCUGGUGUUGAGAUUGGUUACCAUAAUAUGUUUGGUUCAUCUGAACUGUGGGAAGUUUUCAGAUUUACUUUUUGAUUUGCUUCAAAGGAGCUAUAUUGCUGUGCAACUUCCAUGGGACUUUCAUGUUGUCUUUCGGAGAAGAUUGAAACAUUUCCACAAUGUAAAUGUGAUUGCUGAAGCAUUUAAAAAAAUUAACAAUCCUCUUGUAAUUGUGAGUUUGGGAAAAAAUUGUUCACAAUUUCUAUGUCCAGAUGUCAUUUUUGUGGACAUGACGGUAAAACAUUGCAGGGAGGACAUUUUAAGAGUCUUGUUUCCCGAAGACAGUCAAAGCCUUGCAAGCUCAAACUGA
This is a messenger RNA of Alnus glutinosa, 5286 nucleotides long. RefSeq lists its product as uncharacterized. The record is from RefSeq and is a predicted model, not a curated record. The transcript is spliced from 7 exons. NCBI's taxonomy places the organism in Eukaryota, Viridiplantae, Streptophyta, Magnoliopsida, Fagales, Betulaceae. Gene Ontology annotation, molecular function: ATP binding; protein binding. Bases 1 to 5286 code for a protein of 1761 amino acids.